AUGGGAGAAAACGACUAUCUUCCACUCUUUGAAACAAGGGCAUCAAGAGGAAGGUUUCUGUUCAAACUCUACGUCCUCACAAUAUUCGUUGCUAUUUGCAUGAUAUUGGUGUAUAGGGUGAGUUACUUGCCAGUUGAAGGAGCAGUAGAAAUAUGGAGUUGGAUUGGAAUGUUCGUCGCAGAGCUAUGGUUCAGUUUUUACUGGUUUAUCACUCAACUUAUUAGAUGGAAUCCCGUUUAUCGUUACACUUUCAAGGACAGGCUCUCUCAAAGGUAUGAGAAGGAUUUGCCAAGGGUAGACGUAUUUGUGUGCACUGCAGACCCAGAAAUAGAGCCACCAACUAUGGUUAUCAACACAGUCUUAUCUAUGAUGGCCUACGAUUACCCACCGGAGAAGCUGAGCGUUUAUCUAUCGGACGAUGGUUGCUCCGACUUGACCUUUUAUGCAAUGUUAGAGGCAUCAAGAUUCUCAAAACAUUGGCUGCCAUUUUGCAAGAAGUUCGAGACAGAACCAAGAUCACCAGAGGCCUACUUUCGGACAGCUCUUGAGCCACUAGAUGAUCCUCUCAAGGCCAAGGAGUGGUUGUUUGUCAAGAAACUAUACAUGGACAUGAAGAACCAGAUUGAAGCUACCACAAAGCUAGGCAAACUUCCGGAGGCAAUUUGCAAAGAAAACAAAGGAUUUCGCGAGUGGAAUUUCGUUUCAAGCCGGCGAGAUCACCAAACCAUCCUUGAAAUUCUGAUAGAUGGAAGAGACCCUCAGGCUAUGGAUAAUGAAGGACAACCUUUGCCAACUUUGGUAUACUUGGCUCGUGAAAAGAGACCUCAAUAUCCUCACAAUUUCAAAGCAGGAGCCAUGAAUGCACUGAUAAGGGUGUCAUCCAGGAUAAGCAAUGGUCCGAUUAUCCUCAACGUCGACUGCGACAUGUACUCUAACAAUUCAUACUCAGUAAGAGAUGCACUAUGCUUUUUCAUGGAUGAAGAACAGGGUCAUAAGAUUGGCUAUAUACAGUAUCCACAGGUGUUUGAGAGCCUCACAAAGAAUGAUAUUUACUGCAAUGCAUUGAACGCAGAAAUGAAGGUGGAAUUUCCAGGAUUAGAUGCGAAUGGAGGGCCACUAUAUAUUGGUACUGGGUGCUUUCACAGACGAGAGGCUCUUUCUGGGAGGAAGUACAGCAACGAAUGCAAGGUAGACUGGAAGAAAGUGAAUGAUACAAAGGUUGAAGAAAGUACUGGAGUCCUCGAAGAAGUAUGCAGAGUUCUAGCAAGUUGUACCUAUGAAGAGAAUUCCGAAUGGGGAAAGGAGAUGGGUUUGAAAUAUGGCUGUCCAGUGGAGGAUGUAAUCACAGGACUCUCUAUACAGUGUAGAGGUUGGAGAUCUGUGUACUUCAUUCCUGAAAGAGAAGGUUUCUUGGGACUAGCUCCUACAACACUACUACAGACAUUGAUUCAGCAUAAGAGAUGGUCUGAAGGUGAUUUUCAAAUUUUGCUAUCAAGGCACAGCCCCUUCCUGUUAGGACAUAAAAGGAUACCCCUAAGACUUCAACUUUCAUACUGUAACUACUUGCUAUGGGCAACCAGCUGGUUUGGGGUGCUGCCCUAUCUUGUUGUGCCGCCCUUUUGCCUGCUCAGGGGCAUCUCCUUAUUUCCAAAGGUAUCAAGUCCUUGGAUCCAACCAUUCACAUAUGCCAUCUUUGCCAACCGUGCAUAUGACCUCGUAGAGUUUGUUUGGAGUGGUGGCACAUUUCAAGGUUGGUGGAAUGGUCAAAGGAUGUGGGUGUUCAAAAGAACAACUUCCCAUUUAUUUGGCUUCUCUGACGCUAUCCGGAAGUUAUUGGGAUCCACAAAGUCUGCUUUUGUGAUCACCGCAAAAGUAGCUGAUGAGGAUGUUUCCGAGAGAUACGAGAAAGAGAUGAUGGAGUUUGGUGUUUCUUCUCCAAUGUUUAACAUUUUAGCAACACUUGCACUGCUCAACAUGUUCAGUUUUUUUGGUGGCAUAAAGAUGGUGAUAAUGAAUGUUGAAAGUAAGGUUUUUGACCUAUUGGGCAUGCAGAUAAUUCUAUGUGGGCUCAUAUUUUUUAUCAGUCUACCAAUAUACCAAGGGCUCUUCUUUCGAAAGGACAGCGGCAGGAUGCCCAAUUCAGUAACAUACAAGUCAAUUAUUGUUUCGCUAUUGGCUUGUUCAAUAGCCUUGUACUAA
Dovyalis caffra is the source of this 2199-nucleotide messenger RNA. Lineage: Eukaryota; Viridiplantae; Streptophyta; Magnoliopsida; Malpighiales; Salicaceae. The record is from the annotation of a GenBank genome assembly.